Sciurus carolinensis (gray squirrel) is the source of this 3426-nucleotide messenger RNA. It is a transcript of the gene Ca5b, whose product is annotated as carbonic anhydrase 5B. The transcript has 8 exons. The coding region runs from base 179 to 1138 and encodes 319 amino acids. Lineage: Eukaryota; Metazoa; Chordata; Mammalia; Rodentia; Sciuridae. Gene Ontology annotation, molecular function: zinc ion binding; carbonate dehydratase activity. Gene Ontology annotation, cellular component: cytoplasm; mitochondrion. The record is from RefSeq and is a predicted model, not a curated record.
GCGUGGCCCGGGUGUCUGGGGCUUGGCAAGCCACAAGUGGGAGAGGCUAUGACAGCCCAGCUUUCGGGUCCUGGGUCCUGAGAGACGAACGAGUCGCGAGGUUAGCGCUGUUGGGAAACGUUCAGGUUUUGAGGUUUCUGCAAAUUAUUUGGCAACUGACAGAGAUUUCAAGCUAGAGAUGGCGGUGAUGAAUAGCUUGAGGGUCAUUCUUCAAGCCUCUACAUGCAAAUCACCGUGGAGAAGGUUCCAAAUUCUGAGGUUCAUGCCAGUGAGGCCCUGCAGUCUCUACACAUGCACUUAUAAAAGCCGGAACAGAGCCUUGCAUCCACUCUGGGAGAGUGUGGACUUGGUCCCUGGGGGUGAUCGACAGUCGCCCAUCAACAUCCGGUGGAAGGACAGUGUUUAUGACCCUGGCUUAAAACCACUCACCAUCUCUUAUGACCCAGCCACCUGUCUCCAUGUCUGGAAUAAUGGGUACUCUUUCCUUGUGGAAUUUGAAGAUUCUACGGACAAAUCAGGUGAGAUGAUCGAAGGAGGACCCCUGGAACACAACUAUAGACUGAAGCAGUUCCAUUUUCACUGGGGGGCAAUCGAUGCCUGGGGCUCUGAGCACACUGUGGACAGCAAAUGCUACCCAGCAGAGCUGCACUUGGUACAUUGGAAUGCAGUCAAGUUUGAAACCUUUGAGGAUGCAGCACUGGAAGAAAAUGGUUUGGCUGUGAUAGGAGUAUUUUUAAAGCUAGGCAAACAUCAUAAAGAGCUACAGAAGUUGGUAAAUACUUUGCCAUCAAUUAAGCAUAAGGACACCCUUAUGGAAUUUGGGUCAUUUGACCCUUCCUGCCUAAUGCCUGCCUGCCCAGAUUACUGGACCUACUCCGGGUCUUUGACUACCCCGCCACUCUCUGAGUCUGUCAUCUGGAUCAUUAAGAAGCAGCCAGUAGAGGUUGAUCACGAUCAGCUUGAGCAAUUUCGGACCCUGCUUUUCACUUCUGAGGGGGAGAAAGAGAAAAGAAUGGUGGACAACUUCCGCCCCCUUCAGCCCCUGAUGAAUCGCACUGUCCGCUCAUCCUUCCGCCAUGAUUACGUGUUGAAUAUACAAAAGAACCCCAAGAAAGUUGCCAGCCAAGUGACUCCCUAGGAUGUUCAUAUCUAGGCAAUACUUUGCUUCAAUACGUAUUAGCUUUAAAAAAUUAUUAACUAGACUAUUUUAAGUGCCUGCAUUUAAUAUUUAUAUAUAUAUACAUUUCUUUCUUCUGCAUUUCAAAGUUACUAUCUUUGUAAGGCAGGGACAGGGAGACAGAACAAUAGAAAAAUAACUGAUUGGUUAAUAUUGGGUUACUUUAGGUUACAAUUUUUUUGUGAAAGGAUUAAGGCAGUGGGAACUUCAUUACUAGGCCAAAUGAAACUGGCCUGUUUGGGAAAUUUGGCUAUUAUCUCUCGAAUCCUGAUUUCUCAGAAAGUGAGAUAAACAGUUUUGUUUCUGCUUGGUCAAGUGGAACUUUAGUAUGAGUGAUUUCAUUUUGAUUUUUAGCCUGGUUUGUUGGGGAGGAGCUUAAUCCAAAACAAUGGCCUCCUAUAAUUUUUGUUGAGCAAUUUCCCCCUUUUAGUCAGACUUUCACCACCUUUGGGCAUUAGUGCUAUUCUUAGUUACCAUCAUCUUGGUCUUCUGGUCUCAACAUGUCACUCAUAGGUUAGAUGUGCGUUUAUAGGUAUGAGAGUAUUUCAUAAAUCUUUAAGAAAUGCUCUUUGGUAAACAAGUUAUUUGGUUGAUAACAUACAUACAAUGGGAUAUUAUGUUACCUUUAAAAGAAGAAAAUCCUGUCACAUAUAUAAUGUGGAUGAACCUUGAAUACAUUAUGCCAAGUGAAAUAAGCUAGUCACAGAAAGGCUCUGCAUGAUUCCACUCGUAUGAAGUAUCUAAAGUCAUCAAAGUUAGUGGAAAGGUGGUUGCCAAGAGCUGCAGGGAGAGGGGUUAGGAAUUCAUGCUUAGUAGAUCUAGAGUUUCAGUGUUGCAAGAUAAAAGAGUUUCAGAGAUAUGUUGAAUGUAAAUAUAAGUAACACUAUUGAACUGGACACUUAAAAAUGCUUAAGAUGGUAAAUUAAAAAAAAAUGAUUAAGAUGGUAAAUUUUAUGUGUAUUUAACCACAGUUAGAAGUAAACAAUAAAUUCAGUAGGAAAAAGAUGGAUAGAAUUGGAGUUAUAUAUUCAAAUUUGAAGGACAUCUCUUCUCUAAGCAAAGGAGGGUGGUGAAGGCUUUUGCAUGUUGCUUUAGAAAAUGCAUAAAAUUCUUAAAAAGAUAAACAUGGAGGGAUGGGGAUGUGUCUCAGUGGUAGAAUGCUUGCCUAGCUUGUGCCCUGGGUUCAAACCCCAGCACUGCAAGAAAAAAAAAGAUGAACAUGGUAUAAAAAAUGUUAAGUUAGCUUUAUGCAAUUCAUCUGUUUCAAACUAUAGUUACCUUUUGUUAUGGUUUGGAUCUGAAAUGUACCCCCCGCCACCUUGUGCUCACAUGUUGAAAGCUUGGUCCCUAAUUCAGCAGUGUUCAGAGGUGGGCCUUUGAGAGGCGAUUGGAUCAUGAGGGCUCUGACCUCAUUAAUGGAUGAAUUCAUUUGUGGAUUGAGAGCUUAAUGGGCUUGAGGGGAAGGGCUUUCUUAUAAAAAUGAGCUCUCCUCUCUGCUCUCUGACCACCAUGAGGUGAGCAGCUUUGCUCUACCAUGUAUUCCCUAUCAUCAUGUUCUGCCUGGCCACAGGCCUAGAUUCCAUGGAGCCAGUUGGCCAUGAACUGAAACCUCUGAAACUGGGAGCCAGAAUUAAUCUUUCUCCUUUAAGUUGAUUUUUUUCAGGUAUUUUGUUAGAGUGAUGGAAAGUUGACUUAUAUGCCUCUCAAAGGGUAAACACAAGCUGUGCAUUUUCCAGGCUACACAGACUUUCCUCCUAACCUCUUAGAAACUCUUAGUGGAAAACUCUAUUGUGUUAAGUCUGCCAUUUUGGAGCAAGAAUCGAGGUACCAAAUGACUGACUUACCCUUAUGUCUCAGAGACAAAAAGGAUGUAUUUAUAACUGUGUAUUCUGGUUUAUAAUUCCUGAUUUACUUAUACCUGUAUUCUGAUGUAAUUAUAAUGGCACCCCCUUUCUCAACCAUACUCUGGUUUACAUGAUAAAUUUGCAGUCACCUUCCCUAUAGAGGUUAUGGAACCUGCUUUGAGGUUAUGGUUCCUUCCAUCUUGUCUGUUAUGAUUCUCCAAGGGUCACUAUAGAUCUCCUGGCUACUGAUAUACCUUAGCAAGAAACUUUUUGUCUUUUAUGCCUUCAAAAGUGAUACCUUCCUAAAUGUAAAGAUGGAAAGUGGGUCUAAGAUCUGUCAAAGAUCUUGAGAAGGAGUUUUGUAUUAAAAGUGCUGCUCAUCUUCAUUAAAUAAUCUUUUUACAA